Messenger RNA from Plenodomus lingam JN3, 174 nucleotides. The record is from RefSeq and is a predicted model, not a curated record. Lineage: Eukaryota; Fungi; Ascomycota; Dothideomycetes; Pleosporales; Leptosphaeriaceae.
AUGUCCAACCCCCCCCCGGCCCCCACCCGUCCGAGCACGUCGACGAGAAAACGCGUGGGACCUUGCGCGUGGUUAUUUGUCGUGCAGCAUCGUGGUUUUGUGAUGUGGGCACAGGCGUGCUGGAACAUGGCUGUAGUGGGGGUGGAGUGGAGUGGAGUGGGGUGGGCUAGGUAG